Erythranthe guttata (spotted monkey flower) is the source of this 1951-nucleotide messenger RNA. NCBI's taxonomy places the organism in Eukaryota, Viridiplantae, Streptophyta, Magnoliopsida, Lamiales, Phrymaceae. The record is from RefSeq and is a predicted model, not a curated record.
UCAAACUCGUGCAAUUAUGGACACAAAUUUAUUAGAUAAUUUUGUGUACAGAUAUAUUUCAAUGCCCGAUAAAUCCAUGUUGAGUUUGAUGACAGAUUUCGGAUUUAGGCCAUGUCUGGUUAUGGAUUUGUUGAAGCAGCUUGCCGGAGGUGCUGGCAAAAUAUCUUUUACAAAGAAAGAUGGUUAUAAUUGGUUGAACAAAGUACGACAACAAAGAAUACAAGGAGGCGAUAUCAACACAUUACUAGCCUUAUUUGAGAGUAUGAAAGUAAAAGACGACGACUUUUUCUACAAAUACGAGGUGGAUGAAGAAGGUGCGCUUUCAAGGAUUUUUUGGUGUGAUGGAGCUUCAAGAGCUGAAUAUGGACUUUUUGGGGAUGUUUUAAUUUUUGACAGCACGUACAAGACAAAUAAAUACUUGUAUCCUCUCGUUAUUUUUUCUGGAGUCAACAAUCAUGGUUCAACAUGCAUUUUUGGAGCAUCUUUCUUGAGGAAUGAGACAAUUUAUUCGUAUCAAUGGUUGUUGGAAGCACUUCUUGAAGCGAUGAACGGCAAAGUUCCUAGGUCUGUUUUGACAGAUCAAGAUUCAUCUAUGGUAGCUGCUAUUCUUUCAAAGUUUCCUAAAACGAAGCAUCGGUUAUGUGGUUGGCAUCUUGGAAGAAAUGUUCGGCAGAAUAUCAAAGUGCCGGGUUUUUGUUCAGAUUUUUUGAGAUUGUUGAAGAAAUCAUGCUCAGUUGAUGAGUUUGAGGCACGAUGGGCAAAUAUAGUUGAGAUGCAUGAGGUAGCAGAUAAACAAUGGGUUUUGGAUAUAUUUGAAAAGAAAGAAAAGUGGGCCGAGGCAUAUUUUCGCGGACAUUUUAUGGCAAUGACAUGGACAACACAAAGGGCUGAGUCAAUGAACUCAUUAAUUAAGCUUGCCGUCGAUCAAAAGAUGACUAUUACUGAGUUUGUGAAGCACUACAAUUGCACGCUACAGAAUCUAAGGAGUAAUUUUCUUACUGAACAAGAUGAUUCAGAGAAUACGAAACAUGCAAUUAGAGAAAGUCCUCUUAAAAGGCUCGAGGAGCAUGCAGCCAGUAUAUGCACGAAAAAAAUCUUUCAUGUUAUACGUGAUGAGAUUACAGCAGAGCAGGGCCUUUUAAUGGAAAGUAAACGUGAGAUAGGUAGAGAACAAUAUGCAUUCUUGUUUGAAAAUUACGACAAACUUGAUGGUGCGCAACAUUCUGUGAUUAUUGACAAGUUAAAUCACAAUUUCAAGUGUGAUUGUCUGAUGCUUGAGUCUGAGGGUGUACCAUGCCGACAUAUCAUAGCAGCCUUCAAGUUAAUGCGGAUUAAGGAAUUUCCAUAUAACAGCAUACACCAUCGUUGGCUUAUUGACACAGGUAGGAUACUAAAAAAUAAAUAUCCGGAGGCUAUCCCCGUAGUCGGAGCACAGCAGACACGAUUUGCACUAUUAAACAAAGAAUCGUUAAAUUUGUCAUACACAUCAUCACAGACGGAGUUGGGAUUUAAUGAAACCUUAAAACGGGUAAGGAAAUUUUCUGACGAGGCAACAAAGGAAUGCUUAAAGCAUAAUGACAUUGGGGCUCAUACAGUUGGAAACGGUGUUGCUGAUGCUUCGAAGAAAUUUUCUGAACAUGUUGGAGACCCUCCUUUAGGUUGUAAUGUGAAUGAUCCUGGACGAAUAAAGACUCGAGGUGCAAAACGUGCUAAGCAACAGAAUUGUGGUUUUUGUCGGGAGCCUGGCCAUAAAACUACCACGUGUAUUAGAAAUCCCGUCAACAUUGAUCGACGUACAAAUGCUUGUGCCAAGAAAUCAAGAAAUAUAGUGGAAACUAGUAGUACUCAAUAUGACUGUAGUCAGAAUUCAAUAGGAUCGUGUCUAUAGAUGGAUGGUUAUGGUGACCAUGGAAUAAUUUUGAUUAUGAUUAUCCUUGGAUUUUUGUUUUUA